UGCUGGAAAGCCACGGAAAAGAGAGGUCGCAGGAUUCGAGGCUCAUCGCAUCGAUGGAAUAGAUCGAUCGUUACGAGAAGGAUGGUUGUUGGCUACUUUCAGACGUAUUGGUGACGUUCUAUUCAAAGAUGGCGAUGGCGAGUGCGCCAUGUUUCCUGUGAUGUUCGAGCGUUAGAGAAAUUUUUGGGAAGCUUGAUUCGUAUGAGCAAAAUGGCUGAUGAUGACCCGUCGCUACUGCAGGAAGACGGUUGCCUGAACGUGGACACCGAGUGCAAGAGCAUAAUCUAUCAUGCCAAUUUAAACGUUCUACUUAUCACCACAAGCAGUGCACAAGUAUACGUAUUCGAUGUCAACUCCGGCGUGAUUUUGCAAAGAAGUUUUCUCUCUGGUAAAACAAAUGGAAAACUGCAAGGAGUUUACUUAUCUGAUGGAGUAGAUAAGGUACUGUAUACGGAUGGAAGGGGAAUCGGCAUACGUAGUGAUUACAAUGGGGUCUUGCUGUUGGACACAAUACUGCAAACCCCAGUUUCUAAGAGCGAAGAUGUCAUCAAGUUAGAAUUACUGCUAUCGGAGGCUACGAUAUUACUUCAAUGCCUACAGUGUAUAGAGCUGCCAGGGGUAGAACAUUUGCUGGAAGUAUUGCAAGAACUUUCAAGUAAAAUUGUUGCUGCUCAAGCCAAUCAGAAGAAAGGCAUUAAAGCUCAAAAAUGGAACACGAUAUGUUUGGAGCUGCCGCACGGAUCUUUGAAGCUUGUCUGUUCCAACUUAGUGAUGGAAUUAAAAAGGCAAAAUCGGCAUAUAGCAGCGCUGCCUAUCGCCUCCGCGAUUAAUGAACGACUUAAUGGCCUACUGCCUAGUCUCGCGUUAGAAAAUGGUCCCAUUGAUAGAGCAUCAAUGUUCAGUGAAGCAGCGCGUCGCAAUACCUUUCCGAAAUGGCCACAUAUGAAUUACAAGUGGGCUUUACCCGAUCAAAUGGCACAGGCUGGUUUCUAUCACGAACCAAAUGCCACUGGUGACGACAGAGCGAUGUGUUUCACUUGUAACGUGUGCUUAGUAUGCUGGGAACCUACCGACGAACCAUGGUCGGAACACGAGAGGCAUUCGCCCGCUUGUCCAUUUGUUAAGGGCGAGUACACGCAAAAUGUUCCGCUGUCCGUGAUCCUCGCAACCGCACCCGCUCGUGAGGCGAGUGACACGGUGGAUGUGAUCGGUACUACUAACGUCACGGGUCUCGCGGCUACAGCCUCUUCCAAUGGUUUUAUAAAUAUUUGGAACAUGAUGAGUCAGCUAAAAAGGGAAAUAUCAUUUUACGUAUCUCCAUUGGAUCAAGAAGUAAACAAUAAAGAAUCGGUGCAGUUCUGUGCUGCGAGGAAUUUGACGACUCCGUAUUUAACGAAUCUUGGUUCAGAGACCGAUUCGCUGUCGGAAUAUAACUCGCCGUCGUCGUUUUAUAAACUGCAAGUCACGGCGCUUUCGAUAGUGGGACCGGCAGUGUCUUCGAAAGAGGAGGCGAAAAGUACUGGCUCCACAACCUCGUCCUCCAUGAACAUUGAGACGAUGUCAGAGCACAAGAUCCGGCCGUGUUUAGUGUGUGGGGUUACAGUGACAGUUAAUAAUCCCUCUCAAUUGAGGACCUUGGAAAACGUAUGGGCCGCCUCGACCGAUCUAGCGAGCUCGUCAUCGCUGGUGCGAGCGAUGAACAGUGUAAAUAGUGCCACCAGUGAUACUUUAGAUAUAAUGAAAGUAGCCGGUGAUAGGUACGCAUCGUCCAAAUUGCACUAUUUAGUGUUGUAUGACUUUCAUCAUAAAACUGCGACGACGCAGCCCGUCAAAGAGGACAAUUCAAAAGAGUCCAAGACUAAAAAGACCCUAUCCGGAACAGGAACGAGCGCGAGCUCGAACGUCGGGCGCCAGGAGAGCCUGUACCAGGAGCUUUUCCUCGGAAAAUUUUUGUGCGAAGUGCCAGUUAUCGAAGACGUAGACUCGGACAUCGCAGUUGGCCCGCCUUACGACGGUAUAUUCCCGACUAUUUCUUUGACCGCCUCGUCCUCAAAUGGCAUUUACUCGAAUCCCAUUGGUAUUACCGCUCCAACGACCUCGACACCCUAUGAUCCUAAUUUCGCUCCUAUUAACAGCUCCACCCAUUUUGCAUCGACGUCCGACUUGACGACAAUAAACAAAAAGAGCUUGGAUCUCAUAAAGAUCACUAAAGCUGAGCCUGUAGUCGUCAAGACGUUACCCAUUAACGCGCCGAGCUCUCUCCGCAUUACGUACAUAACUCCGUCGAAGGAUGGCAGACACUUGUACGUCGCGAUGUGCCCUGCAAUUGACAAUGCUUCCGCCGAGUCAUCUUCCGUUAAACCGUCAAAUAUCAAUCAAAUGGACGUCGACGAUGAGAGCGACUUUUUUCCACAAAAAAGUUACAUGUACUGGGACCAUAACGAUAGCCAAUCCAGUAAACUGAUAAGCAACAGCGAAACCCGCGCCAACGAGAGCCACGCAAAUCCCGUGUUGUUCAUCUACGCUCUGGAUUUCUCGGGCCCAGUGGUCAAGGUGGCAUUGGAGCCGCUGGUCAAACGAGAAUUACCUUUAGAACAAGUACCGAUGGAGCAUGUGCUUCUGCCUCUUCAGGAGAGACAAAGACCUUCAACAUCCUCCAGCAAUGUUUUCGGCUCCAGUACCAAUUCUAGUAGUAACUCGACUGAUCGGGAACCUGUCGGCCAAAUCGCCCUAGUGUGUAAAGACGGCGUGAUCAGGCUAUUGAACUUAAGUACACUGAAGACUGUGACGGAGGCGAGAUUAGACGGAAAGAGAUUUAUCUCGGCGACUUAUUGCAACAGUUUGGAAAGGCUGUGCGCGUGCACGAGCGAAGGCACGCUGCAUUUCUUCAUUACAGUGGAAGAAGAGGAUUCUGCGGAGGAAAAAGAAGACGUUGACAUGGGUAGCGAAGACAGCUGCAUUAGUGAAAAUGCAGCUCCUAGUACUUCUACUUCGUCGAUUUCUCACGAUCAAUUAUUGGCACAUAAAUCGAAUUUCUCGUACUCGGAUUUGCGGCUCUUGUAUGAACUCACGCGGUUCGAUCGACAUUCUCCCCCGAACAGUGCGACCGUUCCUCCAUGUUGGAGUGAAAUGAUGCAGGCUCAGAGACAGAGACGUCAUCCGCAGCAUCUUCAUCAGUCAGAAGAUCAACAUCGUACAAGAACGUGGCGGUUACAAAAUGACGCGACUACCUGGGAUGAACAUGUGUUUGAGCUGACUUUACCUCGAAAUGCAUCGGGAAGUAUAGGGCACAUUGACGUUCGGUUUACUUUGCACACGUUCUGUCAAAAGUUACAAGAGACUAUCCAAGUUACUCUGUUGAAGCAAAAUAUAAAAAGAAUUGGUCAUCGGAAAACACCUCUCGUAUUUGUAGACGAGAGAAUCGACUUUAACAUCGGGACGGAUCAGAAAAGCGAAAAUCCGGUUGUGACAGAGGAAUAUCAACGACAACAUAACACCGAAAUACUCUGUGGCCCUAUCGAUUUGCACCGUUGCAUGGACCUGUCGUGCCGAUCGGGAUGCGUAACAUUAACGAGCCCGAAAUUAUUUCGCUCGAAAGCUAGGACGUUGCUCGUUCACAUUAAAGCUUUAAUAGAUCCAAAAGAUAAUGCAUCCGGUAAAUCAAAAACAAAUCUAGCGGAGAGUAAACCACCUACCUGCAAAAAAUUAAAAAUAUUCGAGGUACGUCCACUUGCAUCUGGUAGCUCUGGAGAACGGUUCGACGAAGGCGCGAGCAGCAAAAAAUUGUAUGUCGGUUGUAAUUGUAUUCACGAAAUCUCCAUCACGGUCAGAUCGGUACGUCCCACCGGUAUACCUAACGAGAGGAUGCAGAGAUGUGCCAUGCUAGAAUCCAAGGUCUUUGUCAACAAUCUCCUAAACGUCGCGUGUUUGCAAGGAUCGGUUGAUUCUCUUGUCGCGCAAUCCAUGGCUCUCGAUAUUCUCAUCUGGGUAGUUUCGAUAAGAUUGACGAGAUUGCGCAGCAUUCAGGAUGCUGCCGAAAUAAAGGCUCUGCAAUUGGAGACGAUACGUUCUGUGCAAGAACGAUUAUCUAGCUUAUUACGGACGUGUCUCUUGCACGCUGGCAGGAGCGUAGCACACAAAUGUGUCAAAUUAAUUGUUCUUUGCAGCGGGGGAUUUUACAAUAUAGAGGAUUCAUCGGCACAAACUUUCGACGAGGCUAUGCUCUCCGUUUUGGUUAAUUUAUUGCCGUCGAUCAUGGAAGUCCAGUGGGCCGGUUCAUUGAGAUGGCUGCAAUUGCUCAUUACCAGAUUUCUGCCGUUGGAUAGGAAUCACAACAUCGCCCAGAAGUGUGUCUCUUUGGUGCAACAAAUAGCCACUGAAAUAUCUAACAGAGUGAAUCCAUAUCAUCUCUUGCUCGCAACAAGGUUCGGCCUGUACAACACACCCUUCGAGACGGAACUCUUUGACUUGGAGCCGCCGAUGCUACCCAAGUUUAGUUCAAUGCCUAUCACGUUCAAUGCCUCCAUUAUAGCUGGCGAGCAAACGGGUCCAUCUGUUGCUUCGUCGAGCACCAUGCAUUCGAGCAAGAUGUAUUCACAGGAUUCCAUCGACCUGAGGGACCUACUCACACUGCCUAUGCACUCCUCUAGCGAAUUUGCAGUACCAAGCAAGUUGAAGGCAUUGUGCACUAACCACAAUAUGAAAGGUCUUCUCGAGGUUGAGCCUCUUCAUUUUACUUGUCACGCCGCCUCCGACGGCACAAAAAUGGAAAAGAUCGAUCCUGGCAUAAGUACGAUCAAUAUUGGUCCCACUCUCUAUGAUAGUACAGCGACUAAUAACGGUGUACCUGAUAUCAAAACGAUACAUCAUACUUACAACUUGGACGCUGGAUUGCUAGGACUAGACGUUCAGACUAAAUCGACAGCCACGAUAGGCGAUCUGCUUAGUAUGUAUACAGGAAGAGUGCUAAACAAGCCGUCUCCACAACUAUUGCUCACACCUGAUGAACAAUCAGACUGUGACGAAGCUAACGAUAUGUCUAACGACAACCAGGCUUGGCAUAGCUCACAAAAUAAUAUGCCUACUUCAUACAUAUUAAAUUCCAUUGCGAAAGAAAAGUCAUCUGUACAAAAUAUCAAUAUUGCUGUAAACAAAGCUGAGGAGGGCAAUUCUAAAAAGCGAGAAGAUAUUACAUUUCCAUGGGGAAGAUUGUUGUGUUGGCCGCCACAGCAAGCAUUGGUCGUUGAACGAAUGCACGCGGGAGCUCGUCGAUUCGUCAUUUUAGACUUUGGGGCGCCUGUAUUAUUGACCGACUUAAUGAUUCCUUCGUGCAAUGACUUAUUAUCAUUAUCCAUAGAUAUCUGGACUAAGAGCGAAGAAACUGAUGGUACUCGACUUAUCGUUGCCGGUGAUAUUGGUAAUAAGCCAUUGACCGUCUGCGAUCUUCAGCCACCACCUGUGUGCAGAUAUCUCAAGAUUACUACGAUAGGACGUUACGGAAUGUCCACAACCACGUGUAAAAUUCCAUUAGGAAUGUUUUACGGACACAUGGUAGUUUUGCCUGGAGAGGACUAUUCAGAAUUAAGCGAUUCUUCGUCGUUUGAAGAUAACAUCUCAGAUCCCUCUUUACAAGUCACCAUUGAUACGCAAUGUAAUAUAUUGUCAGCUUUAGCAGAGGAUGUACAAUGCAGAUUUAGUUUGGCAACUGAAAGAUUAAAAACUCUGUUGGAUCCUUUGUUGUGUUCGGAAACUCCGAACGUUAUGCACAUGCAGCAUUAUCUUUAUUACAACAAGAUGCCUAAUGAAAAUAAGGAACAGCCAUCAGCGAAGAUACUGUCGACAUAUCAGGAAUGUAUCAUGUUUCAACAUCAAUUAAACAUAGUACGAGGUGUCUGGCGACGUCUCGAAUCGUGGAGAGGUUUGCGGAAUGUGCCAACAACGUCUUUCGCGAACGCACCUAGCGACAAACUGCGAGUCCUCGGUGAGACUCUGCUCGAUAUUCUACUGUAUACUGUUUAUGAAAUUGAUCCAGUGCCUAAUUUGUGCCGACCGACAUCAUUAUAUGAAGUUUUUACUCCAACAAUAUGCGAGAAACUUUUUCAUUCGAUAUGUGUCGUAACGCCAGCUCCACGCUUGCAGCUUCAUGCUGCUGCACUCUUAGCUGGUAUGGCAGGAAAUCAGCCAUGGUGGGGCAACUUUUUAUCAAAUACUCUGAUAAAUCUCUACUCCUCCUCGUCCACUCAUAUUUUUCCACAAGAUAGGGUAUUUAUUUUAUUAACGUUUCUUGGACGUAAAUCCUUAAUAACCGGAGGAAAUAAACCCUCAGUUAUCGAAUCUAUGGUUCGUACGUUGGGUAAAUUACUGGCUCCUCUUACGAACGGACAACUGUCCGAUUCCAAUAGACUGGACAUUACCUUGAUAGGCUGGGUAUUGUUGUUUCUGUCGGUAUGCUUAGAUACUAUUGCUCCGUCAUUAUAUCUCGAGGAUACUCACGAGAAGAACAAAGAACAAGGUUUAUUUUCUCGCUGGGAGUUUAUUCAAGGCGAAUCGGCGAUGCAAAGGAGAUACGUUAGUGCUAACCGAUCAUCGGCUUCUCGUAGCUAUCGUAAAAAAUUACAGAAACGUUUGUGGCAGCAUAAACAACAGCUUCACGAAUUGGAACAAGUGAAAAAAGCUGCAAUAUUUAAAGGCUGGACGAGUCAUGCUUCUGAUGCGGCUACAUUGUACACCAAACUAGAAGCAAGUCUAAAGUUCCAGGAGCGUUAUUUUAAGAAGACGCUAAAGCAGCAUUCUGCGAAACAUUAUAAGGACAUCUCUAAAAGAAACGAGACGCUUCAUCGAAAUCCAUGUUGCAAUCAAACGCGAUCCAGUGCCAGUAAAUCGGACAUUAUGGAUUUGGAAGUUGAGUAUAACGUGGCGAAUUUGUCUCACCAGUACGUCUUACCUGUAGCGCGUGGUCUCGUUGCGCUUAUUUUGCAUAAUUCAGGAAAUGUGGAUAUAUUUUUAUUAGCUUGCAAGGUAGUCGCUAAGCUAGUGUUGUCUACACGUCCUGCAAUUGGCUUAAAUGAGCUUAUGACCGAGGAACAAUUGCUAAAAUUAAUCAGAUUGGCAACGGGUACGUCCAAUGCUGCGUGGUCCUCACAUGCCGUGUCCUGUCUUCUAAUGGACCUACUAGAAGGAGGGAAAUUGUAUUCUCGAACAUGUUCUCUCCACGAAGGCAGCUCGUCAGAAACCUCUCCGUCCUUGGAGUCUCUAGCGAGUCACACGGAAGAAAGCCGUUCUACGGAUGAAGACACGACUAGCGUUGCAAGCACUAGCGCACCUUCUGCCGCCACGUUAGGCGAAGGAUUGGUUGAGAAGAAUACAGAUGAGGAUGUGCAAGAUAAUAUGACGAUGGCCACGACUAUCUUGUCGAAAUUCAAUGGUUCUUAUCUUCCGUCUCUUUUGGAGUCCGACGAUAGUCUAGAAUUAGAAGACAUCCUCGACGACAUAUUAGAUGGUGGAAAGAAUUUAUUGAGGAGCGAUAACGCAGUAUCGAAGAUCUUAACUUCGGCUAUUACUGGCAGUAUUUCUUUAGCAAUGGACGCACGAUUGGAAUAUGGUGUCGAAAUGGGCGUUGAAAUAUCAUUGAGAAUAUUGUCCACGGUCGGCAUGUACAAUCUACCUCAUAGCAUAAACGCAACAAUACACGCUCCAACAGAGACAAAUCGUUGUUGUCAACAACCGUUUUUGCGUGCCGAAACGAGUGAUCGAAGUCAGGAAGUUGGGAAUUUUACUGAUCCUACUCCUUCUAAUCUUUCCAUGUUGACAAGAUGUUUCGAGAAAAUGUUUACAGAUUUGUAUUUACGGAAUAAUAGUACAAGCUUGGAGUUUGUCCUACAACUGUGGUUUGCGCUGAAUACGGAUGCUACUACCGAACAAUCAGGCUCUCAGUUUGAUUCUUCAUUGAUUCCUUUAAUUCCACUUGGUCCAACAGCCGUUUCUAGCUUGAUAUCUGUGCUUUCUUGGCACACUGGAGUUUCUUUGCGUGCUUGGUGUCUUGCGUUGCAGUGUUUAACUAUCGUCUGUAAUCAACCACGAAGAUAUUCCAGUUUAGAUGGUUCAGAUGUUGCAUCUCUUAACGUUUGCAUAGCCAAUUGCAUUAUUAAGGAACGUAAUACCGGCCCUAUGCUGUUGCGUCUACUUUCCGGCAGCGGUUUAAAUAUCAAUAUGAUGGAUAAACAAUACAUUAUGGCUGGGCCUACAGUUUGUCAAGCGUUGCACAAUUUUCUCGUUAGGCUACAAGUGAUGUGCGAUGUUAUUACAACAGAUGGUUCUUUAGACAAUUAUCUGAAGGAUCUCCUGUUACGGGUCGUAUAUCAACUUGUGCAACCAGGUGGACCCCUUAUCUCGAGAAAAGGACCCUUAGACGCACAAUGUAAAUUAAUAACAUCUAUAGUUAAUUUAAAUUAUGUUAACGCCGAUUUGGGCACCGCUAUGAGUAUAUCCGAAUGCGUGGGUGUGUUAGUUUCGACUUACAUCAAGGGAUCUGAAGUUGGCGCGCAAUGUGGAGGUGCAGUUGAUUCGACCAAUCAGUCUGGUGGUUUCGGUGGCUUAUUUGCUUGUGUGCUCGGCGGCGACACGAGACAAGGUCGUCCUGCAUCAUGGGAUACUUUAAUUGUCGCUCUUAUUAAAUUAGUGUCUACGCUCUUUCAGACUCCGUUACCUAGUGCUCAUGAGGAUCAUUUAGAAGAAUCGGUAGAAGUGGAAUUAUCUGAAGAAAAUUUUAGAAGCAAUGCAAACGAUUCCCAAAUGGAAAUAAGCACUUCACAAACGGAUGAGAAAAAAGUAGCGGAAGGACAAACUGCGUCUUGUUCGCAACAAUCUAAGGCUAAUAAAUCUCGCGUACCGUGUCUUGCCGAUACUGUUCUGCAGCAUGAAUCGACCAUGAUGCGUUUAUUAAGCGCUCUUGGUCAUAGCACGGGAUCCUCGUUAGCCAUGCUUUUAAGCGAAAGUACGACCGCAGCAUCAACUGCUGAACUCGGUGACUCGACUUCGAUACCGGACGCGACGUUCCAGCUUUUAACAACCCUCAUGGAAAAGGCUAGCGAUCCAAUCCUAGUUCUCAAACCACUUUACCAGUACCUCUCUUCAUCGUGUGAGGAAACUGAAUUGGGAGUCAUGCAACUUUCGGAGUCUCUUCUUUGGUAUAUCUUGAGAGUGUUGGAUAAUGCGUCGUCAUUGUCUAUCUUUACGGCGAUGGGCGGUGUACGAGUUAUCUGCGAAAAUCUUGUCAGAUCAAGUAACAGCGGCACAGCUAGCGCUUCUAAUUCAUCCGGAGUGAUUGCCCUCGUCAUGGAACAUCUGUCGAACGCGCCAAACGUGAUGCAAAUGAUGGCAAGCAGUAGUAAAAAGGGCGUUAACUCACUGGAAACCCAUGACGAUGGUCUGUUGAACUUUGCGCCCCUUGGCACGAUAUCCUGGUUGAAUCCAACUGCGCAACCGGCGGAUGUUCUAAUACAGAAUGCCACUCCUCAUAAGCGUACGAGAACACCGGCAUGGUCCUAUCACUUUUAUCCCGACGAGGCGUGGGUCGAUCUCACGAUUACUUUACCGUGCGCAAUUUUGCUCAGAAAGGUGGAACUACAGCCGCAUCUCACGGCGUUGUCUACAUGUCCAUCAGCUGUAGCCCUUGAAAUUUCACGGGAAAGUAAUGGUCCUCUGACACCGGUUUGUCCACCAGUGCCGACAGCAGGUUUGACAUAUAUACGUGUCACGUUGUCACAACCGGAAGUCGCGACCUCCGUACUGGUGCGCUUAUACAAGCCACGCGAUUCAACGAACAUAAAUCUCAGUCAAAUUAGACUGUUGGGCACUACCGCAUUCGGUGAAAUUAAAACGAAUCCUGACGCGAUAGACGAAGAACAAUUAACAAAGACUAGUUUGGGUUGGUUGCGAUUACUCCAUCAGUGCUUAUCGGUAAGCAAAUUAAACAAUAAUCUGGCCAGCGAGGUGCUUAAUUCCGCGGCUUCGGUCAAUGGCCUGGUCGAGGCAUGCUGCAACCUGCUGUUACUCCCAGCACCAUCUCUCUUUACUCCAAACCUGGAGAGGGUUCUCUUACAACUUGGCUUACAUUCUCGAGAACUUGGACUUCGUCUAAUUGGUCUAUUACUUAACAACAGAUCAACUUCUUUUUUCCAAGGAGCUGCUACUUCGCAAGGAACGUCCAUUGUACAUUGUAUUGUUGAAUUACUUCAACAAUUGUGCUCCAUUCGAGAUUCCAGUACAGAGGCUCGCAUGAAAGCCGUUCUUACAUGGUUGCAGACUUCAGCUACGAAUGGAAUCUCUCACACAGAUAGUAAUUCCAAUUCUAUGAAUCCACCAGCUGUGUACAUUCACUGUGUGUCUUCCAUCAUUUGGAAGAUCCAUCAACAGCAGGAUCACAAUUAUGAUCUGCAAGCAUUGUUAACGGACGAGUUGUUCUACUCAUUAUACAAAUGGACUUUGACUCUCGGCAACAAUUCGGCCUUGAAACAAGCGAUCGAUUCUGUUCUGUGCGCUUUCUGCUAUAUGAGGCCAGCGCUGUUGAGCUUGCUCUUGGAAUGGGUGCAACUUUCGGUACCGAAUAUUGUAGCAGAUCAGUCUGUAUCCAUGUCUGACGAUAGUAAUGAGAACGAAGAGCAAAUGGAUUGCCGAUUUGCGUCGCUGAAGCGCAAACAUUUGCAUUUGACAGAGGGGCAAUUGCUGACUAUCGCCGCGGCAGCACGUUCGCCACCCGGUAUUCAGCAAUUAAUUGAUUCCGGUCUUCCAGCGUUAUUGACAGCGUCGAUCACAGAUUUCUGUAAUUCGGAGAAAUCAAAGUUACCACGCACUAGCACAAUGGCAUCGGGUGACAGUAACGAGAAUAAUGCGUUUGAAGAUGUCAGUUUGAUGGACCGUGAUAACGUGGCGUCUUCGUCUAGAACGAACAAUUAUCCUGGUGGAUUGUGCAUGACAAAACCAAAGAGUAUAACGGUAAUGAUAGAAUUUUUAACACUCGUAUGUUCGGAGGGCAAAAUGCGAGAUUGGCUUGGCCAAGAAGGUCGUGGCUUCUGGUUACCUCUUCUGUCUCUUCUUUGUAGUCGUCCCGUUGAAAGUCCAUCCACGUCUGUCUUUAGCUCUUCCAAAAGGGAUGCAUCAUAUGCAUCAUUGGAAAGUGCUAUGAUUAAAUUUUUAUCGAGAUGCUGCUGGUGCCAUUUGACUAACCAAAAGUUGUUGGCAAAACUUUUAACCGAAGUUAUUUCUCAACAACGGGUUACUUCCAACGUACGAUGUCUCCACGGCAUAUCUGCAUUUACACGAAGAUUAAUUUUGCAACUGCUCCUGGAGGGAGAGAAAGUAUUAGUUUCCGUAACAUCGGAAGCACCUAUGAAGGUUUCAGCAACCGCAGCCAAUCACAAUAUGCCAUCUACGCCACCACAUCCUGCUCAUCCCCUUGGCCAUUAUCAUCAAUUACUGUACUUGUCGACGCAAGCAACAAUAGCUGAUAUAUUGCAGCAGGUAUCAGGAACAUGGCUUCUCUUAUUACUUCCGAAUACAUACAAGGGUAACGAAACAAAUUCUAACGAAAAUAAUCAUUCUCGUGAGUUGUGGGAAUCUGGAAUGGCAUUAGUAGUAGACACGCUCAGUGUCGCCGCUGGAAAUACGGCAAAGGACAAACGAGCUAAGGAAGUAUCAAACAGAUCGCAAGCUCGUGGUCCCAUCAUCCGAAAAACACGUUUGAAUUCUGAUGGAACGCCAGUUACGGGCAAAACUCCGAGCAGUAACGUGCAAACGAAUGCAGCCAAUACAACGAAUCAACAAUAUCUGAUACAUUCGUCUCACCCGAAUACGCCUCUGCCACCUCAGCUUACGAUUGCGCAACUCUUAGCGAUCGCCGAGGAUAGCGGUAUCUCGUUAUCCGAACCGUGUUUACAUCUGGUUUUACGUCAACGUAACAAGGAUUCAAAAGACGACGCAUCGAAGCAAGACGACAGCGAGCUGUUAAAUUAUAGAAGUAUCGAGAGUUCGUUAGGCGUGUUCAGCGCUGGCGGUGGAUUGGCGGUAUUGGCACGCCACUUGCCGCUGGUAUAUCCCGAUCCCGGUAGGCCAUCCUUUUUCGUGGAGAAGUCACCGUCACCAGAACAGACGGAUGCUGAUUGGGUGAAGCUGGAAACCAAUGACGACAUGUAUGAAGAGGGCAGGACGAAUUGCUCGCCCAAGAUAUCAGUUCCCGUGCCAUACGUACCGCCGCAUUCUCUCACGGCCUUCGGUCUCUUCCUGAGAUUACCGGGGUACGCCGAGGUUCUGUUGAAAGACAAGAAAAGAGCGCAAUGCUUGCUGCGACUGGCUCUUGGUGUGUCGGACGAUGGUGAGGGCAGCGAAGUGUUGACAUCGCCGUUGGCCGCCUCGCUGCCGACCUUACCGUUCCAAAUACUGAAGCAGUUGCUAGACGCUACGCCGCCUAUGACCGAUGACGGAUUACUUCUACGAGGAACAGCCAUAGAAGUUGGCGCCAUGCUCCUACUGUUAAAUUGUUUGGCGAUAUUCACGCAUCAGACUGGACAAAACGAGAAUUUGUCCGCGCACAAGGCGGGUCAGAGUGGCGGUGGCAGCAGUGGGGUCGGUGGCGGCAGUGGCAGCGGCGGAGGCGGAGGAGGAGGAGGAGGACGCAGCGACGACAGUUCGCAUCUCUACUGGGCAAAGGGCACUGGUUUCGGUACUGGAUCCACGCAGCAGUCAUGGAAUGUCGAGCAAGCUUUGCUACGUCAACGGUGCGAGGAUGAGCAUGUAACAAUGUUGUUACAACUUCUUGCCAGUUACAUUGGUACAUCAGCAAGUGGACAACGCGAGCUACCCUCUCUGUUUCCUGAUUUACUGGCACGUUCUUGCCUGCUUCCAGCGUUAUCGUCAUACUUGCGGAACGACUCCGUUCUGGAUAUGGCCAGACACAUUCCUCUGUACCGCGCGGUUUUGCAACUGCUUCGAGCUAUGGCUCUGUCUAGCCAAUUAGCGCCGCUCCUCUUACCGCGCGCUGGAAAAUCCGGAGAACCGUCUGUAGUGUCCCUCCUGUCAAGCAUGAAAGUAUGCGUGGAUACGUACGUGAACAAGAUAAACCGCACGCGAGGCAACAAAACGAGCACGAAGGUCUCCAAGUAUCCCGAUGACACUGAGCAAGACGAAGGUCUGGCCACGCUGAUUCCCGAUAUACAGGAAAGCGCGACUAUAGUGCAAAAUGCCACGUGUCGAUUAUUCGGCAUGGGCGAAGAGUUGUUACCUGGCUCGAGUCCGGCGGCGCCGGAACAACCAUUGCGCUCGAGCCUCGAGCAGCGAUACUUGGAAGUGAUGAAAAAUCUGCAAUUUGAUACUUACGAAAUGAUAACCGAGAAUCCUGAUGGCGGUGGUUAUAAAUUUGCCGUUUCAUAUCACUUUGAAUCAAACGUAAGGGCUGCCGGCGAAAGAAGUCAUCCAACACGAGUGAAAAGAUUAGCCCAGGAAGCCGUUACGCUCUCGACAGCAUUGCCUUUAUCUUACAGCAGUAGCGUAUUCGUGAGGUGCGACGCAGAUAGAUUGGAUAUUAUGAAGGUACUCAUAACAGGACCAGCAGAAACGCCGUAUGCAAAUGGCUGUUUUGAAUUUGACGUGUACUUUCCUCCCGAUUAUCCUAAUAGUCCAAUGCUAAUAAAUUUAGAAACAACAGGUCGUCAUACCGUGCGCUUUAAUCCGAAUUUAUACAAUGACGGCAAGGUCUGCCUUAGCGUUUUAAAUACCUGGCACGGUCGACCCGAGGAGAAGUGGAAUGCGCAUACGAGUAGUUUCCUUCAGGUUUUAGUCUCGAUACAGUCGCUAAUCUUAGUGUCCGAACCUUACUUCAACGAGCCUGGAUAUGAACGGUCCCGGGGUACAGCGACCGGUGCUCAAUCUAGUCAAGAGUACAAUGCGAAUAUUUGUCAGGCUACCGCCAAGUGGGCGAUGCUCGAUCAGAUACGCAAUCCCUGCCCAUGCUUCAAAGAAGUAAUACAUAGCCAUUUCUGGAUAAAAAGACACGAGAUAGUUGCGCAAUUGGAAGGAUGGAUAAGAGAUAUGGAAAUGCAUGGAUCGGAUCGUCGAUCGGGUCGAACUAUUUCUCUCAAUGCGUUAUCUUUGAGGAGACAUUAUAGGCUACUGAGGGAGGAAUUGAAUAAACUGCCAACGCCCAAAGGAUUGGAGGACUUGGCCGAACCUCUUGCUUCGCCAGGAUCACCGAUCGAACUCGUGGCAACCCCGGGCACAUCACCAAAUACCCCGUCGACAGUUGCGGCGUCUAUGGCUACCACAGUGGUUACUCCUAUCACUGUAGCUUCGAUCAGUAACAGCAACGCAAGUAGUCACAUGCAUCAUGACAUCGAUACGGACGUCGAAAUGGAAAAGAUGGUUUCGAAAGUGUGUGAAUAGCUAAAGGAUAUUAAUAGACAUUGUUGGACAUUUUGAAAAGAGUCUAUUGUUUGCGUUACACAAUGAUGGACUAAAGUCAAGUGUGCAGGUAUCCUAUUCAGUUCAGGAUUAUUAUCGACAGUUGGGAUAGCAGGAGAUAGGACAAUUUAAGGGGAGAGCAAGCAGUGACGAGUUUUGAUCGAAUACACAAUAACACUAACAGUAACGAUUACCGUUAUGACGAUAUAAAAUUUAAGUAAAAUGAAAUUUAAUGAGGUGUGCUAGUACGAAAAAGAGAGAGGAGUAAAAAUUUACGAGAUAGGAAGAGAGCGCCUGUCUUUGUGUGCGUGUGUGCGAGAGAGACUCACUUUCCUACACUCGUAGGAAAGUGAAAAUAAAUAAACGAGAGAGAGGGAGAUAAAAGGAGAAAGAAAGAGCGGGAUAACAGAAGUUAAGAAUAUAAGCAGCGUGAAUGUAACAAACUCGUGCGUAGUAGACACUUUUUAUAGCCGCUGCUAUAGUACGUGUACGCUGCAUUCUACUACUUCUUACUACCAUAAGUACCGUAACAGUUAUUCUGAUAUUUAUUAUACAUGUUCCUCGUUUAUCUAGCGUAAUGUAAGAAUUCGGUCCACUUAUGUGCCGACUUUGAACGCCUCUUACUCUCUUUUUUCCACCACUCUUGCGAGAGUAUAUCAAGCUCCUUCAACAACAAUGCGGAGGGAGAGGCACUUAUCAAAGGAGGAGGUGCUAUCAAAGAGAUUCUAGAGAUUUAUUUCUUUAUCAAUUUAUCUUUACUUUCAUUAGUAACAUUUACUUACUUUCGUUAAUAAAUGUACAUGUAAUCAAAUGCAGCGUUAAAAUUAUCUAUAUUCUCAUAAAUAAAUCAUUUAACAUUUCACAUUUUCGUGCAAUAUUUUCCACAAUAUUCUUUUUUCUCACUAUAAAUCAUAGUACUAUAUUGUUAUAAUCACGCGAUACAUGGGGUUAUAUAUUAUUAUGACUGUUAUACGUCUUUUCUUGAAGCAGUUUCUUAAAUUGGUCUAUUUCAGUAAGUUUCACUUCAUUAAUUCAGGUAUUAUUUUUAUUCUCUCAAUUGCUAAGCCUCAAAUAGUCGUUGAAACGUAAACGAUGAACGGCGUUCAAAGAGCAGCUCAACGGUGUGAUCACUUUCGAGUUCUGAUGUAGCAAAUAUGCCUGCGCGCGAUUUAAUUUAAAUAAUGACUUGUCAACUAAAAAGAAAAAAAAACGAGAGAGACGACGAGAUCUAGGUUCAGUAUUAGGUAACAUUUAAUAUAAUAGUAUGUGUCCUUCGUACGUCGAUUGAAAGGACGAUUAAAAUAAUAUCCUGGAAAAACGGAAGAAACGAUGUCACGUUUGUCACAUAAACGAGAGUGGGUCUUUGUAAUUGUAACAGCUACUUAGUACACGUACAUUUCAUAUGAACCGACCAUAUGAACGAAUAAAGUCACAUUGUUUUGAAA
Ooceraea biroi (clonal raider ant) is the source of this 15893-nucleotide messenger RNA. RefSeq names its product BIR repeat containing ubiquitin-conjugating enzyme (gene Bruce). The record is from RefSeq and is a predicted model, not a curated record. Gene Ontology annotation, cellular component: nucleus. Lineage: Eukaryota; Metazoa; Arthropoda; Insecta; Hymenoptera; Formicidae. Gene Ontology annotation, biological process: regulation of cytokinesis; apoptotic process; negative regulation of apoptotic process. Gene Ontology annotation, molecular function: ubiquitin-protein transferase activity; cysteine-type endopeptidase inhibitor activity.